UUCAGAAAAAAUCACACACAAACAGAAAAGAGAGAAGACUCACGGGCAAUACUAACAAGACCAAGGAAGUAAGAACAACUAAAAAGUGGAAAGUGCAUUAUAAACAAGGUUUUAAUAAGCAAAAAGUGCAUCAUCUCUUGUGGCUUAGAUUGUUUCCCUUAUUUUCUCUCUGUUCAGAAAUACCCGUGACUACUUUCUCUGUUUGUUGGUUCUCCAAAUCAGCAUCACUUUCCAACUAAACACACCACAAGUACAAACUAACUCUUUAUAUAAACCAUGAGAAGAGAGUUGCCACUUGAUCAAAUUCCCUCUUAACUCUCUUCCAUUCCUUCUCUCUCUCUCUCUCUCUCUCUCUCUCUCUCUCUCUCUCUCUCUCUCUCUCUCUCUCUCUCUCUCUCUCUCUCUCUCUCUCCUUCAAAAAUGUCUAAAAUCCAUAGAAUGUUAUAUUUCAUUGUCAUUCUUUUUCUCUUAAAUUGUGUCCAAACACUAAGCCAUACCAAGGGAAUUCGACCAAAAAAACCAACUUACAAGCCACUACCUUCGAAUAUGACUAAAACCCAAUUCUCAGAGCAGCAAUUCAUGAAGUGGAUCAAGUUUGUUGGUCACCUUAAACAUUCAAUUUUCAGAGCAGCAAAGAACAAGCUCUUCCCUUCUUUUACACUACAUGUAGCCAAGAAUCAGGCCGCCGGAGACUUCACCUCGAUUCAAGACGCCAUUGAUUCUCUUCCCUUCAUCAAUCUCGUCAGAGUAGUCAUUAAGGUCCAUGCAGGAGUUUACACGGAGAAAGUGAAUAUACCACAAUUUAAAUCGUUUAUUACCAUAGAAGGAGCAGGAGCAGACAAAACAAUUGUUCAAUGGGGAGACACUGCUCAAACACCAGGACCAAGAGGCCAGCCCAUGGGGACCUUUGCUUCUGCAACUUUUGCUGUCAAUUCUCCUUAUUUCAUUGCCAAAAACAUUACUUUCAAGAACACUACACCAGUGCCAGCACCAGGAGCCAUUGGGAAACAAGCAGUUGCAUUUAGAAUAUCGGCAGACACAGCAACCUUCUUGGGAUGCAAAUUCUUGGGAGCACAAGAUACCCUCUAUGAUCAAUUUGGCAGGCAUUACUACAAAGAUUGUUACAUAGAAGGCUCUGUCGACUUCAUCUUUGGAAAUGGCCUCUCUCUCUUUGAAGGUUGUCACGUGCACGCAGUGGCACUAUUGACUGGAGCUCUAACAGCUCAGGGAAGAAAGAGCAUAAUGGAAGACACGGGGUUCUCAUUCGUGAACUGUAGGGUCACGGGCUCAGGAGCUCUCUACCUUGGGAGAGCAUGGGGUCCUUUCUCUACUGUUGUCUUUGCUUAUACAUAUAUGGACAACAUUAUCAUUCCCAAGGGCUGGUAUAAUUGGGGUGACCCUAGUCGUGAAAUGACUGUGUUUUAUGGGCAAUACAAGUGCACAGGACCAGGAGCAGGGUAUGCAGGAAGAGUGGCAUGGUCAAGAGAGCUCACCGAGGAAGAAGCCAAGCCUUUUAUUACACUUAGCUUCAUCGAUGGCUCUGAAUGGAUCAAAUUGUAGUCAUCAUACCAAUUCAUAUACUAUUACUAAUAAUAAUAGUAGUUUAAAAAUAAUAAUAAUAAUAAUAAUAAUACAAAAAGUGUUUUCCAAAAUCGCCUCUCUACUCUAUUAUUGUUUUUUCCAUUACAAAUUUUGGUCGGUACAUAAUUGUUUGUUUUGUGCUCACUCACUAUCUUC
Molecule: messenger RNA, 1737 nt
Organism: Cannabis sativa
Lineage: Eukaryota; Viridiplantae; Streptophyta; Magnoliopsida; Rosales; Cannabaceae
Product: probable pectinesterase 53
Exons: 5
Coding region: 421-1560 (379 amino acids)
Biological process (GO): cell wall modification
Molecular function (GO): pectinesterase activity
Source: RefSeq, a predicted model, not a curated record